Messenger RNA from Penicillium longicatenatum, 1587 nucleotides. Its product is annotated as putative actin-related protein RO7. The record is from RefSeq and is a predicted model, not a curated record. Bases 1 to 1587 code for a protein of 528 amino acids. Lineage: Eukaryota; Fungi; Ascomycota; Eurotiomycetes; Eurotiales; Aspergillaceae. Gene Ontology annotation, biological process: microtubule-based movement. The transcript has a single exon.
AUGUCCGCAUCGUCGAGCUUGCGCCAAAGCCAGGCUGCUCGUCCAGACUCUCCUCAUACUCCGCAACAACAGCUUCGCUCAGGCAAUACUUCCUUCGCUAGCAACACAUCACCGGGCUCAUCUUUCCGCAACGAGGAUGAUGCAAUCAUAUUUGAAUUGGGUGCGCGAUGGCUACGAGCUGGAUUCGAAGGCAGCAGUUCCCCGGUCUGCGUCGUAAGAUUCGGGCCCGAGGAAUCGAGGAGAGCGGGGGACUAUCGGGGGUGGAUAGAGGGCGGUUCUGGCGCACAACCGUCAGUGCAACCUGUUGAUGCCGAAGAUUGGACUCGGGAAUAUGAAUUGUGGAGGCUGGACCUGCGACAAACCGACCUAGGGUUGGUCGAAGACAAAAUCGAACGUGCUUUCCGCGAAACCUACAACCAAUACCUUUUGACCGACGCAGGCACGUCUCGUCUGGUCUUGGUGUUGCCCUCUCUCAUGCCACACCCGCUGCUGUCAUCACUUCUUUCGACCUUGUUUAGCCGCUGGCGCUUCCCUAGUAUCACACUUUUACCGAGUGCGCCUAUGUCAGCGACUGCUGCAGGAUUGCGGUCUGCCCUGGUGGUAGACCUUGGCUGGGCGGAAACCAUUACGACUGGCCUUUAUGAGUAUAGAGAAGUUACCACAAAACGAAGCACAAGGGCAAUGAAAGCUGUGCUGCAAGAAUUGGGCCGACUCCUCACUAGUCUGGCCUCUAGCCCUGAGCAAGACAGUGCUUCAGCAGACGAGAUCUCCGUGGGAUUUCGAUAUUGCGAGGAGAUUGCGUCCCGGCUUGCUUGGUGCAGGGUAGAAGCCCCGAAUGAGGAAAAUGAUCAUUUGAACCAGAACGUUUCGAUACCUUCGCCAACCAACCCAGAACAGGAAUUUAUUGAGGUGCCAUUUUCACGCCUUGCAGAACCCGUUGAGAAGGCUCUCUUUGCUCCAGGUGUGCCGGAGAGCGAAUUAGAUGACGAAGAGAAACCUAUCCCGCUUCUUGUCUACAAAACCUUGCUCGCACUACCACCCGACGUGCGUGGAACAUGCAUGUCGCGCAUCGUUUUUGUGGGUGGCGGAGCUCGAAUCCCUGGCUUGCGGCAGCGGAUUCUCAAGGAUGUUUCACAAUUGAUUGACCAGCAUGGGUGGAGUCCUAUUCGAGGCAAAGUCAUUGAGCGACAACGCCAGCGAUUGGCAGAACUACGAAUUUCAUCUCCAAUUAAUGGCGAAAAUCAAUCGACUCCCACGGACACGGCAUCCUCGCCUAUAAACGAGAAACCAGACCCAUCCAAAGAUGAGCCUGAAAUUGAUUUCGUGGAGCAAAAGCUACGCCGUCAGAACAAAGAUACACCCGUUCCUAUCCAAGGAAUGUUACGAGAGGUUGAUUCUCUUGGAGCCUGGGCUGGAGCCAGCUUGGUGACCAGCCUGAAGAUCCGUGGAAUGGUGGAGAUUGAGCGUGAAAAGUUUCUGCAGCAUGGGCUGGCUGGUGGCACUCGAGAUUCGGAACCUGCGCCUGAUCGUCGAUCGGGAUUGAGAGCGGGCGAUCGAUCUAGCUGGACCCUGGCAGGAUGGGCAUAA